Messenger RNA from Tinamus guttatus (white-throated tinamou), 1066 nucleotides. The record is from RefSeq and is a predicted model, not a curated record. NCBI's taxonomy places the organism in Eukaryota, Metazoa, Chordata, Aves, Tinamiformes, Tinamidae.
UUUCGCCUGUAUGACUCAGGACGGGAUGGGUACAUUGACCUCAUGGAGCUCAAGCUGAUGAUGGAGAAACUGGGAGCCCCCCAGACCCACCUGGGCCUGAAGAACAUGAUCAAGGAAGUGGAUGAAGACUUUGAUGGGAAGCUCAGCUUCCGUGAGUUCCUGCUGAUUUUCCAAAGAGCUGCAGCUGGGGAGCUUGAGGAGGACAGUGGCCUGAUGACACUUGCAAAGCUGUCGGAGAUAGAUGUCUCCAUCGAAGGAGUCAAGGGAGCCAAGAACUUCUUUGAAGCCAAGGCUCAAGCUCUGUCUUCAGCCAGUAAGUUUGAAGCGGAGAUAAAAGCUGAGCAGGAUGAGCGGAAGCGGGAAGAGGAGGAAAGGAGAAACCGCCGAGCAGCUUUCAGGGAGUUGAAGUCUGCGUUUAGCCAGUAGCAGACUGGUCAACACGGGCUCUGAGAUCGCAUGUGACUUGGUACGUUUCCCAGACCAGGGUUCUACCUGGAGAGUACGGCCUGGAUCCUGCCUGAAACCCGUUCCAGCUUUGCUAGCCUUCCUCUUCUGAAGAUCCUUCUGAAUUGCUAAGGACACAACUCUUGCAGUUACUGCGCACUCAUAGCGGUGUGAACCAUAAGAGCUGUGUACAUGCUGUUUGCUCAGAACCAUCAGAAGCGCAUCACCCUGAAGCUGAAACAGCAAGUAGCAAAUUGUGGGUGAGCACUGACAAGUGUUGUUUGCCUACUUCAUUCUUUCCUUCUUUUCUAUACGCCAUUUUCCUCUUCAUUCCCUAUUAAUUCAUUCCUUGCUUACAGGCAAGUAGUAAGGUCUUGUGUAAAUCAGGGUGUACAAAGUACAGAUGUGUUUCCUGUAUGUUUGUACUGCUGUUGGGUGUUGUCACGCAUCCUUGACUGUUUCUCAUGUCUUCCUCAAAGCCCUGUGCCACAGGCACUGUGCGAACACUGUGAAUAGAAAGAUGGUUACUAGGGACAUGGAUCAAAUUAAUUAUGAUUUUGUGUAGAUUUUUUUCUGCUGCCCAAUAUCAUGUUGGUGUCUUCCCCUUUUCCUUCACUGAAGU